GGAAGUGAAAGUAAAAGCCGGAGUUUCCUGGUUGGGACUCACAGCCUCGGCUUCUUCGGCGGAGCGAUCGUCUGAGGCGACAUGAGCUCGUUCCAGUUCAACAAGCUUUUGCUGGACAUUUCCAACCAGCUGACCGAGGACCAGCUGAGUAAAAUGAAGUUCCUGGUGCGAGACCUGGUGGGCAAAAGGGAGCUGGAGAAGAUCACGAGCGGGACGCUGCUGUUUCAGGUGCUGACGGAGAGACGCCAACUAGGAAGUGAGCAGACGGAGUUUCUGUCCAAGUUGCUCAGAGACAUUGACCGAAGCGACCUCUCGGACAAAUUGGACAACUUUGAAAACGGUUCGGCGCCGUGUGACGACCAGCCGGACCCGUCGGAGAGAGAUAAACUGGAUAGCGCCACCGAUGUGAUCGCGGGGAACCUGGGAAAGCCCUGGCGCAGGCUGGGCCGGAGGCUGGGGUUGAGCGACGUCAAGCUGGAGUCGGUCUCCACGAGGCACACGGACCUGGAGGAGACGGCCAGGGAGAUGCUGAAGGAGUGGAGGAAGAGUCGGGGGGCAGCGGCCCGCGCGGCGGAGCUAGUGGAAGCCCUGAGGCGCUGUGACUUCAACCUGACUGCCGACAAAGUGGAGGACGCGCUUUCAACCCCCUGACGUCGACGGGACGUUUUACAGAUGAGACGUGAACUCUGGGAGUGAAAAGACGGAUGUGAUUAACCUUUUUUGCGAAAGAAAGAAGUAAAAAUCACAAAAAAUGCUAAUGGUAUUUCAUAUUUUGACCUGAGGAUGAAACACAGAUAAUAAACUUAAUGUGAAAGUAAUGUGUCAGCAAAAUGAUCAUUCAACAUUCUGCAGGUGGUGGUCUGCAGUCUAGCUUGGCAGGUUUAAAUUACAGCCUUUUAAUGUUUUUUCUGCCGAUAUCGGGCAGCAAGUGUGUUGUGGUGGUCUGGGGGGGCUAUAUUUUUAAUCUUAAACGGACCUUAAUGUUUGAUGCUGUAUUGAAUAAGAAUGGAAACUAGAGAUUGAGACUAUGAAGGACCACUGAGUCACUAGA
Messenger RNA from Gasterosteus aculeatus aculeatus (three-spined stickleback), 1051 nucleotides. It is a transcript of the gene fadd, whose product is annotated as Fas (tnfrsf6)-associated via death domain. The record is from RefSeq and is a predicted model, not a curated record. Gene Ontology annotation, molecular function: death receptor binding; caspase binding. Gene Ontology annotation, cellular component: CD95 death-inducing signaling complex. Gene Ontology annotation, biological process: regulation of apoptotic process; extrinsic apoptotic signaling pathway; positive regulation of innate immune response. NCBI's taxonomy places the organism in Eukaryota, Metazoa, Chordata, Actinopteri, Perciformes, Gasterosteidae.